Helicoverpa zea (corn earworm) is the source of this 4685-nucleotide messenger RNA. RefSeq lists its product as uncharacterized. The coding region runs from base 1 to 3984 and encodes 1327 amino acids. NCBI's taxonomy places the organism in Eukaryota, Metazoa, Arthropoda, Insecta, Lepidoptera, Noctuidae. The record is from RefSeq and is a predicted model, not a curated record. The transcript has 2 exons. Gene Ontology annotation, molecular function: nucleic acid binding; zinc ion binding.
AUGCCGUUAACGAGGCAGGAAGCACUCCGGCAGCGAAGACGUGAUGACGACGCCACGCUCACGGAGGACGAGGACAGCGUCGUGGAGCUUGGUCGCGGGGACGCCGCGAGAUCCAGCAGCACGGCACCGACAGCGCCGCACCCCACAAUGCAGCCCACGGAUCAAUUUUUAUCCACGCUAAUCGAGGCGAUUACGCGUGCGCAGAUGGAGGCGAACAAAAGCCUCAUCACAACGUUGACGUCCACCGGCGAGUUUAGGACAUCCACUCCCAUCGGGGCCUCUCUUCAACCGAACGCGUGCAGCGGCGACACCGGCGCGAGCAACGGGGGUGCCGCGGCCGCGAGCAGCGGCGACGCAGGCGCGAGCCGCGCCGAUGCGCAUGCGGGACACGCCGCAGCGCGCGCGGGCCGCGCCGACACGAGCGCGAGCCGCGCCGACGCCGGCACGAGCGGAGCCUCCGCCGCCGGCAUCAACUUCGCCAAGUGCACGGCGAGGUUUACCGGAGCCUCCAAGGACGCCGAGGUCCUGGAGGCGUUCCUGGAUUCCGUGCAGAUAUAUAAAGAAUGCACGGCCAUCAGCGACGCUCACGCCCUUCGAGGUCUUCCUAUGUUGUUGGAGGGCGAGGCAGCGGUGUGGUGGCGCGGCGUGAAGGCGUCGGUGAGCACAUGGUCCGACGCGCUCGCGCGCCUGCGCGAUACCUACGGCGUGGCGCAGCCCGCGCAUCAGGUACUUCGCGGGAUCUACGCCGCCGAGCAACGUGACGACGAGCGUGUUGAUUCUUUCAUAUGCAAAGUGCGUGCAUUAAUCGCAAAGCUACCAUAUAAGCUAGAUGAACAAUUACAAAUAGAUAUGUGUUACGGUUUACUACAUAGACGUGUAAUUAAGCGUGUAGCCCGCGAUAGUAUAGUAAGCUUAGAUAAGUUAUUGUAUAGCGCCAGAAUCGCGGAGGAAAGUUAUUUUAAAUUGAAGAAAAAUCAAAACAAACAUUCGUUAUCUAAGAUACCUACCGAUAACACGGGGAUCGAGUCCGAGACCGCGACGCGCAACCAUAAUAAGACGAAAUCGCGUUGUAGGCAUUGUCGUUCUUUCGGGCAUCUUAGUGAUGAUUGUCGUCACCGCGAUAAGAUGACUGGUGAUAAGGCGUCAGGUGCGGGGCCAAGCAUCGGGCCGCCCUUCGCGAGUAGGUUGCGGUGUUACGGAUGUGGUAAGCCGGACGUCGUGAAGUCCCGAUGUGACGUAUGUAAUAAUAAAAGUACAAAACCGGUCGAAGCGUCGUUUAAUAAUUUUAGUGAUAACGAUUCGAGUUACGUACGCAUCAAUAACGUCACAUCGCGGGAAUUAUACCCGAUGGUAGAUAUAAAUGUUAUGGGCCGUCACGGCGUGGCCGUGGUGGAUACGGGUGCAACACAUAGUCUUGCGAGCCCUUUAUUAUACCGAGUUUUAGUUGACUCCGGAGUAAGUUUCAGCGACACGAAAAGGUACGUUCACCUUGCUGACGGAACACAAGGGUGGAGGCACUUGUUGUCGGCCGAGGUAAGUAUUGUCAUUGAAGGUCGUGAAAUUGUUUGCCCAAUGUUAGUGUUGCCAGGGGCAAACACCAAGACAUUACUAGGGGUCGAUUUUUUGACCCGGGCGGGAAUAAUAAUUGACGUCGCCCGCCGCGUCUGGACAUUCGCGGAUGAUCCCGAUGUCGUUUAUAAUUUUGUUUACUCGUAUGUUCUUAGUGCAAGCGAUGCGAAUACGCAGCGGCCCGCCUCGUCUGACACGGGGCUGAUGUACGCCGCGCCGUCGGAGUUGACGCUGCGCCCGGAUGAAGGUUGUAAGUUAACCCCCGAGCAGCGACGUUCGCUCGACUCGUUUAUUGAUAGUCGUGCGCCGCAGUUCGCGCGCAACGGACCGCCCACGGAAUUUGCUACGCAUCGGAUAAAGGUGAGUCCACACCAAGAACCUAUUGCGUGUCCACCGUAUAGGAUGUCCCAGACCAAAAGAGAGGCCUUGCAGAAGGAGUUGGAUAAACUGCUGCAAGACGACGUCAUCGAAGAGUGCGAGUCACCCUGGGCAUCCAACGUUGUACUGGUAGGUAAGAAGGACGGGAGUCUGAGGUUGUGCAUUGAUUACCGUAAGCUCAAUGCAGUAACAGAGCCAGACCGAUACCCGCUCCCACGCAUUGAGGAUGUCUUGCAUGCUGCUAAGACCAGUGAGUACAUGACCACGCUAGACCUUCGGUCCGGAUAUCACCAGGUGAGCGUCUGCGCAGAAGACCAGGACAAAACGGCCUUCACGACGCCGCUUGGAACAUUCAGAUUCAAACGAAUGCCAAUGGGCCUACGGAAUUCCGGGGCAACUUUUCAAAGGUUGAUGGACCGUUUCCGCUCCAACCUAAAGGGGGUUGAGCUGUUUUGUUAUUUAGACGAUCUGAUCGUGCUGUCUCCUGGACCUUUCGAGAGGCACCUGGCAGACCUGGAGGUCGUCUUCGAUCGUCUAGCAAUGUUUAAGUUAAGGGUAAAUAGAGACAAGAGUUUCUUUGCCAAGGAAUCUGUUCAGUUUCUGGGGCACAUCAUCGUGCCAGGUGGUAUCCAGGUAGAUCCGGAUAAAACGGCAGCUAUCGAUAACAUGGCUGUCCCUAGGAACGUUAAGCAGUUGAAAUGUUUCUUGCAGACGUCGAGUUGGUACCGACGUUUUAUUAACAAUUAUGCAGAAGUCGCGAGACCUCUCACGAACCUGCUGAAGAAGUCCAGUGUCUGGCAAUGGGACGCUGAGCAACAGGAGGCCUUCGAGCGCAUCAAGUCUCUUCUUGUGACCGCUCCCAUACUGCGUCAGGCUGACGAAUCGAAGCCGUACGUACUCUGCACUGAUAGUAGUGCGUAUUGCCUUGGAGCAGUUCUUAUGCAGGGGGAGGGCCAAGACGAGAGGCCGAUUGAAUAUGCGAGCCGACUUCUCACCAGCGCCGAGAGAAAUUACUCAACGACCGAGCGCGAGGCCCUCGCUGUCGUAUGGGCACUUGGUAAGUUCCGCGGUUACGUUGAGACCGCGAAGAUUGUAGUUAGGACAGACCACCAACCCCUACGGUGGCUUAUGAGUCAAAGGUCACCCAGCGGCCGACUGGCAAGGUGGGCCCUUACAUUACAAGAGUUCGAUCUUGUUAUCGAAUACACUCCCGGUCGUUCGAACGUGGUGGCGGACACACUAUCGCGACCCGUUUGUCCGGACGACCCGGAUGAAUGUGAACUACGCACGACGAUUGUGGACAUGCCGAAGAGAAGCGGCGCUGAUGUCCGCAGCAAUCAGCUCCUGGAUCCAGAGGUUCGUAAAAUCAUCGAGGACAUGGAGUCCGACGAACCCUCUAGGGGGAGACCAUGGUCAGAUCGGGGUUACGUGAUGUCUGAUGGAAUCCUUUAUAGGUACAGUUUGGAACCAGACGACGGAGAAGACUGCUGUUUGGUUGUUCCAGAGCAGGACCGCAGGCAAGUAUUGGUUGACCUUCACGACGCGCCUACAGCCGGUCACUUCGGAGUAGAGCGCACGUUGAGCCGUGUCCGGGCCAGGUACUAUUGGCCGGGCAUGAGGGCUGUCGUGGAGAGUGAUAAUUUUGUACCCAGCAUUACUCCUUACCUAAAACAGAUGGCGGCCACCCUGGAUCAGGCCAGGGACACUCACGAGGAGGCUCAAGCCGCGCAGAAGGAGUAUGCCGACAAGAAGCGGAGGCCACCGCCGGACUAUAAGGUAGGUGACCUCGUCUUGCUAAAGACACAAGGGCCAAACGAUGCGGGCCGCGGACAGUCCGCAAAGUUCAUCCCGCGCCGUGACGGCCCAUAUAGGAUCGGGACGAUCGUAAGCCCCACUACGUACGGCUUAGAGCACAUCCAGACCGGGGGGAGCGUUGGGAGGUUCCACGUCUCGAACCUGACGCCUUAUCAUGGUGAAGUAGAACCGCCGGUCCGCGAAAAACGUAAGCGUGGUAGGCCGCGCAGGUACCUAGACUAGUCCAGCUGUGGGGGCACGCUAGCUGGACUAGAGGGGGAGACUGUAGCGCGGGGUUUUUGAAAGCCAUACGUCUCGCGCCGCGCAGCUAACGGAACGCGGCCGCAUCCCCGCGCCCGCUACUACCGCGACACCCGCGACCCUCACCCCGCCGGUCCCCGCGCAGCGGCGCAGCCCGUGACGCGCAAGAGAGCCACCCGACCGCCGUGUGAUUCGGACGCGAGAUUUGAUUUUUUUCCUCCGCGGUGCUCCGCGUUGAGUUUUUUAUUGUAAAUCCUGAUUAAGUUACUUUUGGUUAUUCCUACUGUUGUGUACUUGUGUUUUUUUUUUAUUAUACGAACUAUAUUUCUAACAACGUGUUUGGACUUGUAACAAACCCUGUGUUAUAAUAUUUUUUAUUUGAAUUUGGAUUAUACUUUCAUAGAUAAAAAAUAUAGUUUUGUACGGAAAAUUGUCAGUAACUCUCAGUUUUAUAGAAUUAUUUUUGGUGUAUUACUGUAUGAAUUGUAAUAAAUUGGUGUAAGCAAGCACAACUACAAGAUAUAGUUGUAUCUUGAACAUUUUUAUAAAUGGUUAAAUUGCUAUAUCCUCGGAGUACUGAAGCAUCAAAAGAUCCCCAAAAGCAACAUUUUAUGAAACAUCCUUUGCAGAGACAAAGAUUUUACUGAUGUACGUGGACAAAUUAAAAUAUUUAUUGAAAACAG